AUGGCCCCCACCGCAACGACCGUCGAUGGCGCACUGCCGUCCGCCAGCACCAACCUGGGUCCCUUCCAUGCGUGCGCCGCCUGUGGCCACGAGGGCUGGUCGGCCGCUGUCGCCAGCAGUCGCGAGGCGGCCGGCACCACGCGUUCGCUGCCGUCGGACCUGCCCACAGUCGCUGCUGGAGCCUGGGGCAAGCUGGCGCAGCUCGCGGCCAAGUUCACAAAGGCCCUCGACGGCGACAUGCGGCCCCUCAGCCUCGCUCUCCAUGGCCGCCCCGAGCUGGGCUUUGAAGAGAGCUUCGCCGCCGACACGCUCUGCACCUACCUGGAACGUCUGCCAGGCUGGCACGUGGAGCGCGGCAUCUGCAGCCUGCCGACGGCCUGGUCGGCCAGCUGGACGAGCCCGCACGGCGCAGGCGAGCGCACGGUGGGCUUUAACUCGGAGAUGGACGCGCUGCCCGAGAUCGGCCAUGGCUGCGGCCACAACCUCAUCGCCGUCGCUGGUGUCGCGGCGGCGCUGGGCACGGCGCGUGCCCUCGAGGCAUGCCAGCUGCCUGGGCGUGUUGUGCUGUUGGGCACGCCUGCCGAGGAAGGCGGCGGCGGCAAGUGCUACCUGCUCGACGGCGGCGCGUACGGCGACAUGGACGCCUGCUUCAUGGUCCACCCUUCGCCCUUCCACGUCCUCGGCUCGUCGCUCGCCAUCAAGCGUGUCUCGGUCACCUUUCGUGGCAAGACGGCCCAUGCUGCCGCGACGCCCUGGGCGGGCAUCAAUGCGCUCGACGCGGCCGUGCUGGCGUACAACGGCGUCAGCGUGCUGCGGCAGCAGACCGAGGACAAGGUCCGCAUCCAGGGCAUCGUCCUGCCCGAGCCGUCGUGGGUGCAGAACGUGAUCCCCGACGUGGCGCGCCUGUCGUACGGCGUCCGUGCGCCGACGUAUACGCAGGUGGACCGCUACUUGCAGCGGGUGUGCGACUGCUUCGAGGGCGCGGCCCGUGCGACAGGAUGCACCGUCGAGUUCCACGUCGAUGCCGUCGGCUACGAGGAGAUUCUCUACAAUGCGCCCCUCGGCAACAUCUACGAAGAGUACAUGACGGCCACUGAGGGCGUCACCGUCCUUCGCGAUGUGCCCUUCUCUGGCUCAACGGACUUUGGCAACGUGACACAGCGGCUGCCUGGCUUGCACCCCAUCUAUGCCAUUCCAGUGAAAGACAGCCAGAGAGACGCCAACCACACGGUAGCCUUCCACACAGCGGCUGGUACGCCGGAGGCACAUGCAGAAACGAUGAAGAGCGCCGCCGGCAUCGCUGUGGCCGCUGCGCUUUUCGCCGCCGACGCCCACUUUGCCGGCGUCGUCGCGGAGCACUGGAAGAAGGACCAGCAGCAGGAAAAGAAGUGA
Messenger RNA from Acaromyces ingoldii, 1392 nucleotides. RefSeq lists its product as hypothetical. Bases 1 to 1392 code for a protein of 463 amino acids. NCBI's taxonomy places the organism in Eukaryota, Fungi, Basidiomycota, Exobasidiomycetes, Exobasidiales, Cryptobasidiaceae. The record is from RefSeq and is a predicted model, not a curated record. Gene Ontology annotation, molecular function: dipeptidase activity. The transcript has 5 exons.